UGCUGGACGGCGGGGGCUGUCCCGGGGUGAAAACCUAACAGGAAAAGGCGGGGAUAGUUUCAUUGUGUAGGCAGCGACAUGAAGAAAACAAACACACCCAGCAACACGGUGCAGGGCGAGGAGACGGCACGAGGUCGGCACAUGAAGUUAGCAGCUAGUUAGCAGCUAGUUAGCAGCUAGUUAGCAUGGACUCUACAGGACAAUAUUCAUAACCUGAUGAACUCUUUACAUCCGGGACACUUCCGGACUACAGGAACAUUAAUAAGACAGGGAAGGACGGGGACUGGACGUUUAGGACCGCCUACAGGAUCCAGAGGGAGUCCAGCAGCCACAGUGGAGACCUGCUGGACUUCAGGACCAGAGAGGAAUGGAGGAGGACAACCAGGACCAGGAGCAGCGGAGCAACGAGGUCCCCAGAAGACCAGCAGCAGACUGGGCCUCUGAUAGCAGCCAUGUUCAGAAACGGAGAGAAAGAGCUGACAGCGGACAUCACCGCUGUCCCCACUGUGACAGAACCUUCACAUCAAGAUAUUUUAAGAUUCAUCAGAUAGUUUACAAUAUAGAGAAGCCUUACAGCUGUGAUCAAUGUGGGGCAGCUUUCACAAUACCGAGUCACCUAAAAAUACAUCAACGCAUUCACACUGGAGAGAAACCUUACAGUUGUGAACAAUGUGGGAAAGCGUUUUCUCAGAGUAGUAACCUUAGAAAACACCAGCGCAUUCACACUGGAGAGAAGCCGUACUGGUGUGAACAAUGUGGGAAAACCUUUUCUUGGAGUGGUCACCGUAAAAGACACCAGCUCAUCCACACUGCCUCGUUGUGAACAUGUUCCAGAGCCAAGCUCUUUCCUCCUCCUCAUGCCCUGAUAGCUGUGUUGUUAUAUUCUGAUCUUCUCUCCACAUUGAAGGCUGACCAGCAGUAACUCUAUCUUCUGAACAGCAUGUAUGUUGUCCUGGCUACGACUACAUAUUACGCUCCCU
Etheostoma spectabile (orangethroat darter) is the source of this 980-nucleotide messenger RNA. RefSeq names its product zinc finger protein 3. The record is from RefSeq and is a predicted model, not a curated record. Gene Ontology annotation, biological process: regulation of transcription by RNA polymerase II. Lineage: Eukaryota; Metazoa; Chordata; Actinopteri; Perciformes; Percidae. The transcript has 3 exons. Bases 368 to 823 code for a protein of 151 amino acids. Gene Ontology annotation, molecular function: RNA polymerase II cis-regulatory region sequence-specific DNA binding; DNA-binding transcription factor activity, RNA polymerase II-specific.